Messenger RNA from Alosa alosa (allis shad), 3954 nucleotides. It is a transcript of the gene matr3l1.1, whose product is annotated as matrin 3-like 1.1. Gene Ontology annotation, molecular function: zinc ion binding; RNA binding. NCBI's taxonomy places the organism in Eukaryota, Metazoa, Chordata, Actinopteri, Clupeiformes, Clupeidae. The coding region runs from base 263 to 3718 and encodes 1151 amino acids. The record is from RefSeq and is a predicted model, not a curated record. The transcript is spliced from 19 exons.
UCGUCUAUUACUCCGGGCCAGUUGGUGGCGUGGUGUUCUACUGCAAGGGUGGGAACACUACAGCAGACCGCUCUGUUUGUUGUCGUUUGAAGCAACAGUAAUGUGUUUUUACUGAUGACCUCGUGAUUUACCAACGAAAGGUUUCAAGUGAAGUGGAAUUUUCAACUGAUUUAAAAUUAAGGCUUAGGGACUGAAGUAAAAGGUACAUUAAUUGCGGCAAUACUACGGCAUAGAUCCCUAAAGAAAGGUAAGACAUUGCAUCAUGUCUCAGAACCAUCCAUAUAGAAGUUCGCGGACUGGAUACAGAUCUCAAGACGACUUCUAUGAAGACCCCGGUUCACAGUACACUGGGCAGAGAGAUGUUUACCAAAGACCUGAAGACCUCCCUCACCCCCAGAGUUACCAACCUUCCAGCCGUGACCAACCUUCCAGUCGUGCUAUGGAAACCCACACAUCUUUGAGACCUGAUGUCCUCAAUAUUCUUGAUAGCUGUGGGCUAGAGCCCAGUGACCUCUCUCUCCUCGCUGAAAUGCCAGAGGACCUCAUCACCGUUGAGACCCUACCCCAUCUGCUGAAAAAGCUGAGGGACAGUAAAAAGCCUGGUCCUGUGCCUCCUGCUUCUGCCUCCCAUUUCACCACCAGUGCUCCAGGACCAGCACCUCUGCCAGCCUAUGAGAGGAAGCGGCUUUCUACUUCCACAGAGUACCGGCCAGUUCACUCGCCUCAUCCCGCUCCUGCCAGCUCACGCAAUCUCAGAGAGACGUGGCAAGAUCACAACCUUGACCAAAGGCAUACCAGCGUUUCUGCUCACCAUUCUCGACAAGGGGUCACCUCUAGCUAUGCGGUAGAGUAUGGUCAUUCUAGACGUGAAAAUUUGCAUCAUGACCAUUCUGCAAGCUACAGCGCAGAACCAAGACAGGGCCGCAUUUCAGCUUCUUCCCGGCGUGACAUUGACUACCGACAGAAGCCUGUGGUUGAUGAUGGUGAACCACCGUAUUUCCCGAAGAAGGACGUGCACCACACAUUGCCAUCGAAGAAAGAGGCAUCAGAUUUUCAUGGCAGAACUCCAUCUGUUUUCCCAUACGCCUGCCAACUCUGCAACAUGGUUGUACUUUCUAACAAGGACUGGAAUCAACACGUAAAUACUGCUCAACAUGCUGACAGUCAGCUCAAGCUGCUGCAGAGGUAUCCAGCAUGGGACUGCCACAUCAGUUCAGUCAGAAGCGGGGAUCCUCCUACAAGACCAACUGCCCAUGAUCGUGCAAAAACAACUGCCCAUGAUCGUGCAAAAACAACUGCCCAUGAUCGUGCAAAAACUGCAAGACCACAGAAGAGAUCUAGCCAGUCCAUUGAAGGACCCCCUAAAAAUGAAAAAAGACCCAAUCUGAAAAAAGUGAAAGAAAAACCCAAGAUUGUCGGCAAAGUUAUUUCUGUCAAAUAUGCUGCCAAAAGUAUUGAUGAGGAGUAUAUAAGGAGGCUCCUGGGACAGUUUGGGGCUAUCAUCAAAAUUAUAAUGUUCCCGUCAUUGGCAUUUGUGGAAAUGGGCUCUAAUGAUCAAGCCGGAGAUAUUGAAAAAUACUUCACUUCAAAUCCAUUGGAAGUGGAGGGAAGUCAGGUUGUCUUCACUAUAUCAGAAGCAUUUAAGUUUCUUAAGAGUUCCAAGGUGGUGUGUUUCUCACCCUUACCUGCUGGAGAAGGACUGACCAGUGAGCUUACAGCCAUUGCAAAACGAUUUGGUCCUGUGAAGAACACCCUGUUUUUACCUUCUCGGGCCUAUGUAGAAAUGACCAAUGCAGCAGAUGCAGAAGCCAUGGUAAAUCAUCAUGCCUCCCAACCAUUGAAACUGAAAGGGACUGUUAUUCAAGUGGACUACUCCUCAGAGUAUGAAACACUGAAGGAUUGUGCACCUGAGAAAAGUACAAAAUGUAAAUCCCCUGAAAAGCACACUAGGAGAAGUCACAGAUCCAGAAGCCAAUCUCGAAGUCCCAGGAGGAAGUCCAGAGACCGAAAAGACUCGAAAGAGACAACACAUUCUUCCCAAAGCCAGAAAGAUUCAAAGGAGAGAACACAUUCAUCAUCACACCAUCGAAGCAGCUCUGCUCCAAAAGAGGAGAAGCCCAAAGGGAAAUCUCAAGAUUCUCCCCCAAAGCCAGUUCCUCGGAAGGUUUCUGAAGGGAAGGUGAGCACUGACAAGGAGGGCAAAACAAGUGAGGAAGUAAAGCCGCCUGGAGCCUUGGAAGCACACAACUCUGACAGUGACUCAGACCUGGAGGGAGUAGCAGUGAUCGCAGAGGACGACGAAAUGGAGGGCGUGGAAAUUCUCGAUGCAGUGGACUCCGAUGGGAUUGAGGUGGAGGAGGAGGAUGACGAGCAGGUGGCCUCCAGAGACGGAGAUCAAGAUGGAGAGCAAGAAACGGAGGAGGCCGAAGUCCAGGAGAAGGCAGCAGCUGAGGUUGAGUCUGAACCUGCAGAAGAGAAACUCUCAUCUGAGGGCUCAAACAGAGUUAGUCGUUCAGAGAAAUCAGAAGCGUGUGAAGAGGCGACAGAGAGUGGGGCGUUGGUGUCCUCUAGCAGUAAGGAGGAACACAAGGCACAACGCACUGCAGAGGGAUCCGAAAAAGGAGAGACUCAUUCUCAGUCUGAAAAAGAAGUCAUAGAAGUGACCUCUGGAGGAGAUCAGGAGAAUGAGGAACUAAAUGAGAGCACAGCUCAGGACGUGGAAGACACAGCCGGAAACAAGGAGGAGGCACCACAAGACAUGGAGGAUGGGUCAGCAGAGAUGGAGCAGGUCGCAGAUGAGGAGGAAGAAUUUGAUUUUCCAGAGAGCCUUGAGAACUUGAUUACUUUAGAUGAGAUUGAUGAUGAGGAUUCAUCAGAUGAACAAGAUGCAAAGAAAUCACAAAGUUCGGUUUUAGAUCAGAGAGUCAUCUGCCUCAGGAAUUUGCCACAGGCAUAUUACACAGACGAAGAGUUUUGGAAGAUUGGGAAGAGGUAUGGAAAGGUGGCGCGCUACUUCCUGAUUCGAAAUCGAUGCGAGGGCUUCAUUGAAAUGGAGAAUGGUGAUGAUGCGAAGAAAGCAGUGAGCGACUUGACACGAAGGAAAUUUAUAUUUCACAAUUAUGCCUUGGAGGUUGCACUCUCUUGGAAAUACAAGAAACUUGUCAAUGCAUGGGUUCCCGAACCUGAGAAAAAAGACAAACACCAGUGCAGCAAAAGCAGUGAGAGCAGAGAAAGGAGCCGGUCACGCUCAAGUUCCAAAUCCAAGUCCCAGUCGAAGCAGUCUCCAACAGAAUCCAAGGACAAGAAAUCUGAUCAAAACAAGAAGCUUCGAGAGGAUUCAGAAGCUUCGGCAGAAAAGCCCAGUGAGACUUCCAAGAACCAAGAAAAAAGUAGUCCAAACAAAGAUUCCUCACAAAAGGCCGGGGAGGAGAGCCAAUCGCCUGUCAGAGAGGAGUCUGUGAGCACUGACAAGGCAGCCACCAACAAAGAGACCACAGUGGCACAGCCCAUCAAGGCAAAGCAAGACGAAGAUGAUGGUCUUAGCCAAUACCAGCCAAACAAUCCUGUCGGGCAGGAGUUUGUGCGACCUGUCGUGGGAUACUUCUGUAACUUGUGCAACAUCAUCUAUGCCACCGAAGAAGAGGCCAAAAAUGAACACUGCAGUAGCCUGCCUCAUUUCCAGAAGUUUAAGGAGCAUUUGGAAAAGACGAAGACCUGAACAGGAGUUGUUUUUUUUUGUUUUUUUUUUUUUUUUAACUGACUCAUGCCAUUUUUCAACUUCCAACAGCCUUAUAAUUGUUGUUCACAUACCAUGAUGUUUUUGCUAUUUUGUUAAACUGAGCAAAAAAUGGCACAUAAUUCUAUGUUGAAAUAAGUCCCCUGUUUUUGUUAAGAUUACCAUGUCUCAUAAUAACUGUCAUUUAUGAUUAAAGUUUAGAAAGCAGGAAUGUUAAA